GAGCACGCAUCGCACCCAGAGCAGUAGAAACGCGACGGCCGACUAGUCCUUUGAAACUUGAAAGCGAAACUCUCCCUUCAAUCAUUUUUCAUUUCCCAUUUCCUUUAUAAGCGGUUUUUCAUUUCCUCAAUUGAACUCCCCCCUCUUCUCUGAUGGAACAGGUAAUGGCAUCAAUUCCUGAUUUUGAAAUUGCUGAAACUGGAAUUUCGAAAGAUAAUAGUGCGGAAGCGGAGCAGUUCAAAAUCCGGGUUGAUGAAAUCUUUCAAAAGGUUGACGAGCUUGAGCAAAAGGUGAAUGAAGUGGAACAAUUCAACUUGAAUUCAAGUAAAAAGCAACAGAGCAGUUCUAAAGGAAGCUCCAUGGGAAAGGAACGAGAUAAGGGAAGACAAGUUCCAAGCAUUAAAAAGCAGCAACAAGAUGCGUCGCGACGGGAAGCUGCUGCUGCAAAGAGAAUGCAAGAGCUUAUGCGCCAAUUUGGCACAAUAGUGCGUCAGAUUACACAGCACAAGUGGGCAUGGCCGUUUAUGCAACCUGUAGACGUCAAAGGUCUUGGUUUACAUGAUUACUAUGAGAUUAUUGAAAAGCCAAUGGACUUCAGUACAAUAAAAAACCAAAUGGAGGCCAAGGAUGGUACCGGAUAUAAGAAUGUUCGAGAUAUAUGUGCUGAUGUAAGAUUGGUUUUCAAUAAUGCAAUGAAAUAUAAUGAUGAAGGAAGUGACGUUCAUCUAAUGGCCAAAACUUUGCUGGAAAAGUUUGAGGAGAAAUGGCAGCUUCUUCUUCCUAAAGUCACUGAAGAGGAGAGAAGACGAGAUGAGGAGGAGGCGGAAGCACAGCUAGAUAUGCAGCUUGUGCGAGAAGCUGCUCACGCGAAAGUGGUCCGUGAUUUAUGCAAUGAGCUUUAUGAGGUCGAUACACAUUUGGAACAUCUCAGAGAAACUGUCGUCCAGAAGUGCAGGAAAAUGUCAACCGAAGAGAAAAGAAAUCUUGGGACAGCCAUAGCCCGAUUGUCUAUGGAGGAUCUUAAUAAAGCAUUGGAGAUUAUUGCUCAAAGUAAUCCCGCAUUUCAAGCAAUGGCUGAAGAAGUGGAGAUUGACAUUGAUGCUCAGAGUGAAUCUACCCUAUGGAGGUUAAAAUUUUUUGUGAAGGAUGCUUUGGAGCUUCAGAGUAGGAGUGCAAUGAGCACAGGUGGCAACAACAACUAUAACAACAAACGGAAGAAAGAGAUAUGCGAUGCGAUUGCGAAAACAGCCAAGAAAAAGAGUAAAAAGACUUCCUCUUGAUCCAUAUGAUGAGUGUGGCAUACGAGAAGAUUUUGCAAUUGCUUCCAUUUCAUAUUUGUACAGUGAGACUAUCUCGGUUUCAGAUGCUUUAGCUCAUCUCUUUAUUAUAAUGAACUAUUGAUGUUUGAUUUCAUCCUUCUUCUUGUCGAUAAAUUUAACCCCUAAUGUUUACCUUUCUAUCA
Gossypium raimondii (Peruvian cotton) is the source of this 1462-nucleotide messenger RNA. Its product is annotated as transcription factor GTE6. The record is from RefSeq and is a predicted model, not a curated record. Gene Ontology annotation, molecular function: protein binding. The coding region runs from base 153 to 1280 and encodes 375 amino acids. NCBI's taxonomy places the organism in Eukaryota, Viridiplantae, Streptophyta, Magnoliopsida, Malvales, Malvaceae. The transcript is spliced from 9 exons.